Closterium sp. NIES-67 is the source of this 2053-nucleotide messenger RNA. The record is from the annotation of a GenBank genome assembly. Lineage: Eukaryota; Viridiplantae; Streptophyta; Zygnematophyceae; Desmidiales; Closteriaceae.
GAUGUGGAUUUCAACUAACGCAGAGUUGCUGCAGAGCAUCGCACAACAAUGGCGAUGCUUUUCCGCCUUCUCCUUCUCACGUUCUGUCUCUCCGUUGCACAUCAUGGACGGUGUUACGCGUUUAUUCCAGGCUUGCACCCACAUACAUUCAGAGAAAAUGACACCCUACCGAUUAGCAUCGUUCCUUUCUCAAGUUCGGUGCCGGGAGUACCGGAUUUCUACGACUUACCGUUUUGCCAGGACACGACCUUGUGGAGGGUUCAGCCUCAGUAUUUGCCAGACGUCCUGCUAAACACGCAGCUGCUUCCCACUCCCUAUGACGUCAAAGUCCUUACCAACGUAACAUGCCGGUUUCUGUGUCUCGUUCCGAAUUUUGCCAACCAAGGAAAGGCUUCGAGGCUCUUCACAAAGCUGCUUACUUCGAAGAGACGGCCACUCAUUAAACUGCGCGCUGACAGCCUCCCCGUAUUGCAUACGAAAAGCCUGGGAGACACAGUAGAUGGCUAUGGCAUCGGAAAUCACGACGCGGAUGACUUUUAUGUGACAAACCAUGUUACUUUUCAAAUUCACUAUUAUGACUGGACAAACGGCGUCGGAGAGCGCGAAGUAAGAAUCUCAUCUGUUCAGAUGCAGCCACGUUCUUCGGGCAUUGCUCCAAAAAGGAUUGGCGAAUGCGAAUCUGAGUCUCAUCCUCAGAAGGCAUCUGGUGACGUUAUGUUCACCUACUCCGUUUACUGGAUAAGGUCAACAAGUCAAUGGCCUUCCAGGUGGGAUCAUUUGCUCGUGAAGGAAGGCCUGACCGUCAGCUUUUGGACAGCUGUCCUCUGGCUAGUCAUCGCUUGUGCACCAGUGGUCAUUCUUCACGUCCUGUGCAAGUUCCUACUUCGCCAACUUGAGUCUAGCCACCGAACCAAGGGCUAUGAGCCACUGAAAGAGCACACUCAUCAGGUGGAGCACGACAGAACUUAUGUGCUAUCCUCCCUGGUUGGAACAGGCAUUCAACUACUUGCUGCUGCUUUAGUGGCAGCGUUAGCAGCUGUGCAUGGCCUGCGGGAUCCAGACUCUCGGGGUUCAAUGGUGCAGCUGUCCUUCUACUCGUUUGUUGGGCUGGGGGCACUCAACGGAUAUGUCUCCGCCAGGAUCUUGAGCUCAUUCAAGUCUUCCAACAUCAUGAGAUCCGUUCUGCUGUCAUCAGUACUUCCUCCGACACUAGUGAAUGGAAUUCUGGUUCUGCUGAACUGGACACUUGAUGCUGGAGGAUACCCACAUGCUAUUCCUCCAGCCACCUUGGUCUCGCUUUAUCUAUUGACGCUUUCUAUUUGCUCCAUGACUGUGUACAUGGGCUCUUGGGUUGGAAGCUUUGCAUCCCAAGCAGACUGGCAGCUGGUUCCGUUUCAUGGAAGCAUGAUGCACCAUGAGCGAGAUUCAUGGGAGUUCCACAAACUUGGUUUUCGGUUUGGAGGACUCCUCCUUGUGUCUGGUGCUGUGGGAGCUGCCUUGUUUUACCAUUUGACAACACCUCCUCACCAGUUGUCAUAUACUUCACUUCUGCUUGCAUUUGGUGGCUUCGUCACCAUCUCAGGGUGUAUUUCAAAUCUGUCAGCCUACUUCCAAUUUUCGAGUGGGAAUACCAAAUGGUGGUGGGAAAGUUUCUAUGUUCCAUCAUUCGCAUCGCUUUUCCUUUUUGGUGCUGGAUGUGCGCUUUCCACCCUGCUUUUCUGGAGUGGGCAAGGGCACGCUGCCUUGAUGCUGGCAACUUACUCACUUCUGGCUGCAAGCGUGGUCGCUCUCGCAUCUGGUGCUAUUGGCUUCCUCUCAAGUUGGCUUCUGGCAUCCAUGGUGGCAAAUUAUUGUGUGAAGAUGGAUGGAAGAUGCAACCUUUAGGAGAAUUGACAUCACCCUGCACCAUGUGUGGUGCUUAGAUGUAGCAAUACUGUUCGUCCACGUUACAUUAUGCAAUUGCUAUGACCAACUUUGGCUUCAGCCUUGCAUGUAUCAAACCGAUGUACUUCUCAGCUGCAAUUGCAGGAACCAGCAAACACGCAAUUGUACU